Manis pentadactyla (Chinese pangolin) is the source of this 634-nucleotide messenger RNA. It is a transcript of the gene LTO1, whose product is annotated as LTO1 maturation factor of ABCE1. NCBI's taxonomy places the organism in Eukaryota, Metazoa, Chordata, Mammalia, Pholidota, Manidae. The transcript is spliced from 5 exons. Bases 134 to 547 code for a protein of 137 amino acids. The record is from RefSeq and is a predicted model, not a curated record.
GUCCUUACCCGGCCUGCCCCGCGCGGCUCCUCCGGAAGCGGACCCGGUCUCCUCGGAAGCGGCGCUGCGGUGCCCCGGCCGCGCGGGCUGGCGGCGUCCCAGCCCCGAGGGCAGGUGCGGGCCGGCUGCUGCCAUGGCCGGAGGGCAGGACAUGUUCGACGCCAUCCUGAUGGCGGAUGAGAGGUUUCAUGGGGAAGGCUAUCAGGAAGGCUAUGAAGAAGGCAGCAGUUUGGGGAUCAUUGAAGGAAGACAGUACGGCACAUUCCAUGGAGCUAAAAUUGGAUCCGAGAUCGGGUGCUACCGAGGCUUUGCUUUUGCGUGGCGAUGUCUCCUGCACAGCCGUGCCACGGAGAAAGACAGCAAAAAGAUGAAGGUCUUAGAAUCGUUGAUUGGGAUGAUUCAGAAAUUUCCUUAUGAUGACCCUACUUAUGAUAAACUUCAUGAAGACUUAGACAAGAUCAGAGGAAAAUUCAAACAGCUUUGUUCAUUACUAAAUGUUCAGCCGGACUUUAGAAUUAGUGCGGAAGGUUCUGGACUUUCAUUUUGAGGAUGACAGAUGAACAAAGACGAGACAUCAAGGAACAGAUGUCCAUAUGUUAAGUGUUUAAAAGCAUGAUUAAAGGCAAAACAGUGA